Messenger RNA from Manduca sexta (tobacco hornworm), 11663 nucleotides. RefSeq lists its product as uncharacterized. The transcript is spliced from 12 exons. Gene Ontology annotation, molecular function: protein binding. Bases 423 to 7268 code for a protein of 2281 amino acids. The record is from RefSeq and is a predicted model, not a curated record. Lineage: Eukaryota; Metazoa; Arthropoda; Insecta; Lepidoptera; Sphingidae.
GUUCCGUGAAACCCCGUUGUUUUGCAUCAAGAAAAUGCAAUGGCCGCCAUCUUCGACUCUUGUGAAUGUUUUGGUCGUAGUUUCGAACUUUGAGGCCUAUUUCUUAUGUGCUAUGCAAUUACUUGAUGGAAAUAGUUUCGCUACGUUUUAGGAGUUGUUAAUUUGUCCUAGUACAGGAAACGAAAUAAAGUGACUUUCGAAUUGUUUUGUGGAACAAUGACCUCGACGGUCGUAUCCUAUUUGUGGACUAAAAAUAUUUUACCAAGAACAUUAUGGUGUGCAUCGUGCAUAUACCUGACGAUUUCGAAGAUAUGUGGAUAAAGAAUCGAUUUUCGAUUGCAGUCACAUGAAAUAAUUUUGGAGGCCGAGGAGCUCUCCAAGGCGUCAUCUCGGGUCUGACCCAAGAUGAUAGUGUAUACAGCAUGUCAAGUUCAUCAGAAUACGAACCAGUGGCCCGGCAAGAUUACGGGCCGGCCACCUCCAGUGAAAAUCCCUAUGAAAAUGUUUUGGAACAUAAAUUAACAGAUAAUAUGAGCUUACCCAGUGUAAGGACUCCUGUGCUGAGGGCUUUACCAUUAUCUUCUACUGAAGGUGAUCCAGAGCCUGAUUCAACUAAUUUUGAGAGUAUUAUCCAUUCAGUACACAAGGUAGACAAAGAAGUUAAAUAUCACAUUGCAGAAAAAAGGUGCAAUACAGACAUGGCAGUGGACUCUCUAUCUGGUUUAGUGAGGAUUGAAGAGACUAGUAUAGAUACAGUGGGGCGUAUAGCAUACCCCAUAUUACAAGAAGCUGAUGAUUCUAGUGAUGGAAACUAUGUUGAGAACUCCACUACGCUCAUACAGGCACCAUUGAACACUGCUAUUGUGCAGAAUGUUACAAAGUUACCACAAAAUUUUACUAUUAAUGUAGAUGCUGCAGUUGGCAAUAUUACAGCCAUACAAAAUGUGUCACAGGAUGUGACGGGCAAUCAGACAUUGUGGUUGCCCACUAUACUUACAACCAAUACAGCUGCUACAGACAGCAAAACAGAAGAUGACAGGCCACAAGCUGGUUUGUCACAAAUCAUUAUCACAAGCGAGAGUUAUGUUAAUGAAGCAAAUCAAGGAAGAAGAGCUAAUAUUGUUACGGAGACUAGUUAUAUAGGUCGUCCCAAGACUUCUAAAGUGCAAAUAUUAAGCAACAUAUCUAUACCGAAGAAUCCUACUUAUUCACAACAGUAUAUAACACAAGGGAAAGAGGUAGCCACUCCUGUAUAUGCCACACAAAACCAUGUAUAUAAAUUAAAUACUAAUGUAGUGUCUCAGAAACAUCUCAACAACUCUGUUCUGUGCACUAAGCCACCAAAGAGUCAAUCUCUGAUUGGGUGCUCAACUCUUUCACCAAAUGUGAUAAAUAGCAGUCCAAUUAAGAAUGUUUCAUAUAGUCAUACAUUUACGAAAAGCACAAAUAUAAGUAAGACAUUGAAUAAGGUUAACAAUGGUGCUAACUUAAAUGCUAUGGUUGCGGUUUCAUCAGGCAAUACUCAAUGCCAUAUUUUAUCUCGAGUUGUGUCUGGACCAAAUAAAAUGUCUGUACACUCUGGGAGAAAAGUCAAUACUUUUAAAGGAUCUAAAAACUCUCAAACUUCUGGACAAAAAAAUCAAUCUAGGCCUAUCAAAAUAAUUCAACAAGCGGGGUCAACUCAGAAAUCUGAGGCAAAGACUUGGCCUGUCGCCAGUGUCACGUAUAAAAGUCAACAGCCGACUUUCGGAGUCGUUGACUCGAAUACCUCCAAGAUAAUACAGAAAGUUGGUAGUCCAACACAUCCAACACAUAAAAAUCAGUCUAUGUCACUACCAAAAUUCCCUGCAAAGGGCGAGCGCUUGGUUCUUCAGUCACCAUGUGGUCCUGUCUUAAUUUCCACAGCUCCUAUCAGCACAAGCUUACCAAAAGGUCCUCAUUAUGUUCAAUCAGGGGCAACUCCGAAUCUGCGAUAUGUGCAAACAUAUGGUACUGCUGAUAAUCAGAUUUCAACAGUAUCGCAGGUUUCUGCAAAUCAGCAACUAACUGCCCAAAUACUACAAUCACUGUCACAGCCCAAGUUGAUGUUACAGCAAAGUCCUACGCCAGUUAAUCAUAGCUUGUCGACUUUAACGCCCCCUAUUGAAGAACCACUGGAUAUAAAACCUAUCAAUCAAAGAAGAAUAGUUUUUGGCGACAAAUCUACCUUGCUAACAGCAGAUGAUAUUAUUGGUAUGGAAGAAAGGCCAAACCUUUCUGAAGAAUUACGUCGUUAUUCAUUCCAACCACUGGCUCUUAUUAUGUUGGAUCACACUUAUGCACUGCCCGCUCAAAAACAACCUUCCACAUCGACUCCAACCACACCAGUUUCCAUUGCGCCACCUACAACAAUUGUGUCUCCUACUGUAACCACUUCACCUAUGAGUCCAAUGAAGAGGACUUCACCGGUAAUUAUGUCAACUGCUUCAUACGAAUUACCUGUAACAGUACCAACCACCUCAGUGGGGACACCUGUGCCUGUUGCUUCAAUGCAAGUAACUCCACUACCAGCAAAGCCUCAAACAAUCCCAGCACCUCCUCCUGAUGAUGAUGCUGCUUCAGUAAUUUCCUCUAUUGACGGUGACAGAAGACAAGGACCUAGAGGUGGGAGUGACACUGAAACCGCUCCUGAAGGCGAAGAGGAAGGUAAAACAAGAUGUAUAUGUGACUUUACACACGACGAUGGUUAUAUGAUAUGCUGCGAUCGCUGCGGUGAAUGGCAACAUGUUGACUGCAUGGGCAUUGACAGGCAGAAUAUACCUGAUGCGUACAUGUGUGAACUUUGUCAGCCACGACCUAUAGACCGCCGACACGCUCGUGCCAUACAGUUAAGAAAGAGGGAAGAAUUAAGUGCAUUAGGCGCGUCAGAUUCGGAUUCUUCAGAAUGCGGCCGUCUACCUGGACAGAGAAGGAAACGGCUACUUACUGUGACUACUUACACAAAUACUAGUGGUUCAAGUGUUACCACAUAUAAUUCAAACCUACCAGUGUUGCCACCAUUACCCCAACCUUCUCUGACAUUACCCAAACGAGGUCCAAAAAGACCAAAGAAACCAGAGGUUGUGAGAAAAGGUGCUAAACGGAAAUUAUCGGAAAAACGAGUCAAACGUAAGAAGGAAAUGUUGUUGAAUAGAAACAAAUACAAUUCAAGUAUGUCAAACCAAUCACAUUGGCAGGAUUCAUAUGAGUUAGCGGUGACAAAUCAUUAUAGUCCGGAAUUGAGAGCUAAGAUAAUGAAAUAUAGUAGUAAGUUAGGCAGUACGCCUAACAUGGCGUAUGCUAUGAACGCACACUUAUGCACUACAGUGCCUCAUGCGGGCGGAAAAAUCCUUAUAGCUACGAAAGAUUUGAAAGAAAACACACCAGUUAUUGAAUUGAGAGGAAAAUACAUGUUAUCUAAUCAACACAGGCCACAGCUUCAAAAUUCGGUAAGAGCCGGCAGUCAAAAACCGGGACCUUUUGUAUUUUUCUACAGAUUGCCAAAAGACAACACUCAAAUAUGUAUUGAUACGAGAACUUACGGAAACGAAGCGAGGUUUGUCAGAAGGUCUUGUAAGCCUAAUGCGGAACUACAGCACUGUAUUGUCAAAGGUACCUUACAUGUAUACUUAGUUACUAUUGGCGUUAUUCAAUCAGACACAGAAAUCACUGUUUGCCAUGACAGCGAUGGCGGCAAGCAGCCCUGUGCUUGUGGCAAUCCUAAACAUUGCAAAGUCAAUGGACUGAAUACUCUUGCAAGUAGAAAGAGCAUAGAGUACCCUGCCAGAGAAAAAAGGAGUAGGACAAGGUGUUUCAGUUCAUCGUCGCCCGUUUCACCGCCACUUGCACCUGUAGUGACCCCAACCAAAGAAAUUCCACCUCAAUUAGUGGCUGUAAAACCUGAAAAGUCACCUAUCAAACAUGAGUACCCCCCAAUGUCUCCCGUUAAAUCCGCGGUCAUGACGCUCAAUUUCGAUGAACCAAUCAAAAUGGAACCUUUGAUGGAAGAACCAAAGCCAGAAUUGGAUCUGACUGCAAAAGAAGAAAUGAAACCUGAGGAUAUUGACGAACCUGACUUCGUUAAAACGGAACCGAUUCCUGAAAUAUCUAUAAAAGAAGAGAUUCCACCUGAACCAGAAAUAAUACCCGACCCAAUUAUUAUACCGAAAGAAGAAGAAAAAGUAUUUGAGUCGAAAAUCGAGAGCGAACCGGUACUCUCUGAUGACGAAAAACUUGAUAAAUUUGAGGAAAAGAUUAUAAAAGAAGAAUUUAAAAUUGAGGAUGAUAAACAGAUAUGUAAAGAAGUCACUGCUAAAUCUGCCUGUCAUGAUAGAUCGUCGCGUUCCAGCAGGACCACUUGCGUUAAUCAAGAUUCAUUGGAUGAUAAAACUGAUGAUUCACAAGAUAAAGUGCAAACAAGCACUAAAGAAAAGGAUAAAAAGAAAAUGACUCGCGAGGAGCGAAAAAUGGAGGCCAUAAUGAAAGCUUUCGAGAGAAUGGAGAAAGCGGAACAGAGAAAGCAGGAAGUAAAAGAAAGGCAGAAAAGGAGGGAAUCCGAUCCUCACCCCAAUUCUUUAGAUAAAGAGGAUGAUGAUGACAUCAACAGUGUUAACAAGAAGAGGAAAAGACGCAAGGGGCGCGCUCGCACCGCGUCGCAGUCGAACCGGCGGCGGCUGAACUCGGCCGACAGCGACCUGGUGACGUCGGGCGACGAGGCCCCGCGCGGGCUGUCGCCGCCGCCGCAGCCGCCCGCCGCGCCGCUCGCGCCCCACGCGCCCCACGCGGCCGCGCACCUCGACAAGGGCAACGAUGCUGUGCCUGAGGAUCUUGGAUUGAGUUCCGCAUGUUUAUUGGUCGAAGCUGCUGUCGGUUCUGUUGAAUCGGCCUUCAAAUUACCCAAGACGAAGAAAACCAUGGCAACUGAAUGGAUCGGGCGGUCCCCUGAACGAACGCCAUCUCCGUACCGAUCACCAUACAGACCUUCAUUAGUAUCGGCUCCAUCAUUAGAAAACUUAGUCAGAGUUGCGUCAACUAUGAUUGGGGACCUUAGCGGAGGGCACGAUAUAGAGCAUGAUGAAGAUGCUCGUACUUCCCCCCCAAGAACCCCUGGUCGUGAUCGCAACAGACCCCCAAAGAAAGCUAAGCGAAUCACCAGGAGCACCCCGCCGGCCGAGGUGCCCGAAGUGGUUCCAUCCAUUAUGCCCCAACACAGUGCCAAGAAACGGUGGCUGCGACAAGCUAUCAGCGAAGAGAGCGAUUCACCAUCUGCAGACGUUUUUGUUUCAGAAUCCCCGCCCAACGAAAUGGUCACGCCAUUAAAAAAGAGAAGAUUAGCGAGAGAGUCUUUGUCAUGCGAGCAAAAUACUAUAGUGCCUUGUAAUGAAGAAACGUCGCCAGUACUGACUUCGGAAGAUUCGCCAAUCAAGGACGAUCCCUCCAUAACGCGGCAAUACAAAGUGCGAAAUAUAAUGGACAGUAUUUAUGGUAGAGAUAGGACGAGGUCGGAUAGCGGGCAGGGAUCCGAUGAUCAGUGUAAUAUGGACAAUGACGUGUUGAAUGUUAAUUUGAAAGGGCCACAUGACAGUGAAAAUAUUAGAAGAAUAAUUGGAGUUCCCACGCCAGAGGACGAGGUCCCUCCAGAAAUAUCCAGGACAGAUAGCAUAAUAAAAACAAACAAUAAUAAUGUAGAAAUAGAUGAGAGUAAUUAUACUAAAGUUGUACCCAUGGAAAUAGAUAAUACAAUACCACAACCGAAGAUACAAGAAUCAAUAGAUAGUAAUCUCGAUAUCAAAAGGAUAGACAGUCCCAAUGAGAAGCCUAACAGUUGCCAAUCUGCAGACACGAGCGGGAACUCGUCCCCGCAACGUGACGAGAUGGACGACAUACAGAAAAAAAUUCACUCAUUUCACACAGAAAACAUACAGAUUUUAAAAAGCAGAAAUAAAAAACCAAAGGAGAAACGGAAGAAAGUCAAUUUGAACUUUGAUUUGAACAUGGUCGAUGAUCAAAUCAGUAUACAGUUGCGUACAGAGAACGACAACGAUUCGAAGUCGCCAGAAAUUAAUGGAGACAUACAUGAAGACAUGAGCAAUUCGGUACAUGACGACGUCAAAUUCCACAUUUCUCCUGAAAAUAUACCAUUGCCUCCUAACGAAUCAAUACCUUUACCUGCACCGGAAAAUAUCCCUCUGCCCGAGGAGCCAUGUCCGAUGCCAAUUAUACCGCCCCCAGAAUCAAUUCCUCUGCCGGAAGGACCCAUGAAGCCAGCCAAGUCGUUACGGCCGACUUCUCCGUCCGUGAAGGAGGAUAAGUCUUUCUCCAAGGAGCGGCCAUCUGUGCUCGAAAACUCGACGCUACCGUUUUCGUCGCGUUUCAGUUCUACCGGACUGUUCUCCGGUAUAUUUAGCAACAUGCCUCAGUCGUUCAACAUGGACAAUCGAAUAAAUGAGAACGUGCCGAACAUGUCUAUAAUUAAAAGUGCAAUAGAUAGGACUACAAGUUUAGAUAGUAGUUUGUUUGACAAGGACAGUAUAACGCCGGCGGACGAGCUGAAGAGCGUCCAGGAGAUACUUACUCGCGUUAACAAUAUGGACUCUAAUAAUAGUGUGAUAUUGUCGGGGGUGUUAAAGAGUUCUAACAAGUGCGGGCUGUUGGCGGCGUCGUCGUCGUCGUCGUCGUCGCCUGCCAAGCCAGCCGCCAAGCCGUACUGCGCCAGGACCAACGACCCCAGACUAAACCCUCCGCCUGUUGAAAAACCAAAACCCGUUAGAAGGAAGCUCUCUAUAAGCGAGUAUCGCAAGCGGCUGAAGGGCCCGGCGGCCGAGGAGGCGGGCGCGGGCGAGGGCGGCGGCGAGAGCUGCGAGACGGGCGAGGCGUGCGAGGCGGGCGAGCCGGGGCCCGAGUGGUCCUCGUCGUCCGGCGGCGCCUCGCUGUCGCCGCAGCGCCUCGACGCGGCCGCCGCCGCCGCCGCCGACGACCUCGAGCAGCGCCUGCACAAGGAGCUCGCCGCCGACCACCUGCCCAAAGGCGUAUUCGACGCGCAACCGACGGCUUCGGAGAGGCAGCGAGAAAAUCUGAGCUCGCGGCUAAGGCGGGAGUUCGGGCUCGCGCUACCUGAUGACGAGGAGGCGCGGCCGCCCACAGAUAACUCCGGUACGGCUUGCCAUACGUGGGGCAAAUGGGCUCCUGCCGCCAUGGUCGCCGGUAACGUCCCGCACUCAACACUACCCGCAAAGAAAGCCCAUUGCUAACUCGAUGGGGGAAUCUGUUAACUCUAUGGGAAGGGCCGGCGGUGUCGAAGCGGUGCGACAGGUAGAGCCGGGGGCCGGCUGCUCGCCACACACUCGUUUGUAAAUGUUCGCCGCGAAUGUAAAUAUAGCGUUAAACGAUACUUUUGUUACGACUACCUAGCCCGUAGGUACAUUGUAAAUUUUCCCUUUUCACUUGUACGUUUUUAAUUUUUCACAGUUUCUCUGCAAGUACAAAUUGUUUUUAUUUCCCUUUGUAAAUAUUGUAUAUAGGAGAUUUAAGUUAGGUGGCCCGCUCGGUAUGGUAUAUAUAUAAUGGUAUGAGAGGAAUUUUUUAUAUAUGUACAAUGUUUAUCUGUAUCUUAUCGAUAUAUUUAUUUAUUAGCGGUCUAUCGAUAGAGCGUUUAGGGAAUGAUGGCUAGAAUUUUUGUACGCAUAAUGUUAAGUAAAUUAUAGUUGUUUUUAUUGUUUUAUGUUUUUUUUUCUAGUGUUUACAGGGGGUCCGAGGGCUCUCCAUAGGUACCUAGGUCUACUGUUAGUUGUUAGAACGUUUCACUUGUAGGGUUUAGAGAUGUACGAUAAAACGAUUAGCCAUUUUCUAGAGGUUAUCUUGUUAUACAUUAAGUGGAGCGUGUGCAAAAUGAUUCAACCAUCACAAACAAACUUGGCAGCUGGAUGACAUUGUAAAGGCCUCUUUGUACCCGAUGUUAUUAUCGAUAUUGUUGCUGGCAUUUUGGUUUGUGGAUGUUUUAAUUGCAUUUGUCUGACAUCCAUUAACGAAAAGGGUCGUUAGUGAAGCUUUUGUUGCAGCUUCCAAUUCUAAUUGCAAUCACUCGAUAGUAUAUCAGCCCUUGUACGUUUAGAAUGUGUAUAUUUAAGGCCCGGGUCGCUUCAAACCCCCCAUUCGUGCUAAUUUAUAACAUUGUAUCACUAAUUCUUUAUAUGCGGCGACUUCCUUUUACGCAGUAUCAUGUAAUUAUUCCUUACGUCGUGUUGUAUUUUGUUAGCCGACUCGCUAGCAACCAGAAAAUAUAGUCUUCCGCAUAAAAAGAUUUAAGUUGUUUGUAAUAAUGUGCUAACGUCUCGAAACGCGAGUUCAGCAUUUUGUUGUGAAAUUAUUAUUUUUGUAAAGUAUGCACAUUGAGUAUUAAUUUUGGCAGAUCUUUGUGAAUAUAAAGGUUUCUGGGCGCUUUUAAAACAAUAAAUGGUGUCCCGAAACUAAUUAUAAUUACUAGUGUACAGAUAAUUAUAUGAAAACUGUGAAGAAUCAACAACAGAAUCAAUUUUAGCUUUUCUAAAGCAACCACUUAAAGUAUGAAAUAUUAAGAAGUGAUUAUGAUCAUACAAGUGAUAAAUGUUAUAUCUUACAGGAAAUCGGCAUAAUUCAAACAUACAUAAUACAUAUUUACAAUCGUAUAAUGCAACGGUAAAAAUGUAAGUACUAAUAUAAUAUCCCACUAAAAUAAUUGAUUCUCGCCUCGAUGGUUUGCAGUUUUCUACUAAAUGAGUGUUUGCACGCGCAUACUAACAACGAAGUGAAAGUUGUGAACAAACUCGGGAUAAACCGAUAGGGUACAUACACCCGAUACCCAGUGAUAUAAUAUACUGUAGAACACGCUAUUGCAAAAUAUUCUGUUUGUUAUACAUUAAUUAUACAGAUAUUUGUGCGGGUAACAGCUUCGAAUUAAUGAAAUAUAGUCGAAGUAUUUGCAAAUAUUAAUUAAUGUUUACUAUAAAUUCCAGCAGAUUUAGGGUGAGCUAUAAUUGUCGUAAGUCAUUUGCACUCCAAAUGAACACGAGUAGUGUGAAUCAUGGUGAAUAAUAUAUUAUUAUUUGCAGAAUAAAGUUGAAAUAAUUAUGCAGUACAUAAAAUAUGUAAUGCAACAAACCAAAAAACUUAAAAUGAACUUAUAAAGGCCUCAAACGGAAAAUAAUUAAUUUAAAAUUUGGAAACUGUGUUAAUAUUGCAUAAUGCUUCUACUUUGGUCCUUAGUUCCUAGCUGUUAAAGGUCAAAUAAAUUUUCUUUCUACAUUUACCAUCAUGGCGAAAAGUAUUAAGUUAGCAAACAAGGUCUCCCAAGUUUUUUCCAUAUACUUAAUUGAAAUAUUUAAAAGGAGAAAUUCUGAAUAUUUAUUAUUCAGACAAAUGGAGACGAUAUUCUCGCUGUAAAUAUUAUGAUUCCCAGGAAGCGACGACACAGUUUGAUACACAUCACAAAGAUAAUAAAAAAUCUAAGGUUCUUCUAAAAUUGUGAAAACCUUUAUAAACUUGAAGAUCGAAAACAUGUACACUUUCGAUUGUAUACCAUUAAAUAAAUUAGUACUAUAAAAGCAAACAUAUCUAUAUAUUUAAACUAUAUACAUCACAGAAUUAGCUGCGACAUAUUGACGCCGUAGAAUUAAAUAGAUUCUGUAUAUUAUUAUGACAGUGCAGUAUUGCCAUAUAUAGAUAAAUAAUUUAAUUAAAUCCAUAGUGUCUUCGACGUCCCGAUGACCGAGUUUACGCAGAAUACGAUAAUAGUAAUGUAUAGCAUAGUAUUAAACUUUCAUUCUCACCGAAUAUUGCUUUAAUACCGUUAUAUACAUUUUGGUACCAUGUUGGACCUGGCCAUCGGGAUGUAUGAAAAAUACUUAAACAAUAUGGACUAUCGGCAGAUCUGAGUUUAAGCUUUUUACAAUAUAAAUUCAUGUAACAUAGGGUACAUUAACAUUUAUUGUUCCUAAUUAUAUUUUAUUGUAAUUUCAUUUGUAAGUCUCGCAAUAUUCUUUUUUAGAUUCCCUAACUUGUUGAGUAUGUGAUUAAAAAGUGGUAUUAUGUAAAUCUUAUCAUAUUAAUCUUCAAAAGUUUAUGAACAUGUUUCAAUACUGAAUUUCAUAAUUUGUAUAUUGCUUAACUGGCAAUAUGGAAGUGUAGUGUGCCAGAGUGAAUAUUCACGCAAGCUUAAUUAACGAUAUUUGGCCUAAAUUUUAAUGGUUCAGGAAAUCCAUCAUGAAAUUUAUCGCCGGGCCUACGUUUUAUAAAAUCAAUUCACAGCCUAUGUUGCUUGUAUUUUUAACUACGCGUCAUUCAUUUAAACAAAAUUGUUAAAUUAAGAUUACGUUCAUGGACAGCUGAAUUACACGUCCGUUUAAUCUUAUAUAUGGACAAAUUACUGAUUGAUUAUAAUGAAAUUUGGUAUCGUUUGAUAAUAUUGUUUGUAAGGCGUGUUGUGGUCUCAUUCCUGGGCCGUUGGUUGUAUUGUAACGAGCUGGUGAGUGCGGUUGCAAUGUGUAUUGUGAUAGUAGUGUAACUACGUGUUGUGUCGCCCAGUGUUUCACGCUCCAUCCCUAAAACAUUGCUCAAAAACUAACGAUUCCGCACAAUAUUCACACACAUAGCGGAAUCAUAACUUAUACAGAUUGUGUGCUUUUUGCUUAAAUUCUAAGAAUGGAAAAAUUAUAACUGGCUGCUUAUUUUUUUAAAUUGUUUGUAAAUGAAAGCCUUCACUUGAGCCAUCUAUCAUUUAAUUAUUGUUCUCGUCCAAUGAAUCACCACACUUUCAUGUGGUGAUUCGCGAGUGUGAUUGUCCAUGGAAGAAAUUGGUUGUGAAUAACAAGAAGUGUAUCAAGUUAAUCCAGUAUUACCUAUUACUUGUAUACAAUCAACAUUUUGUUUUCGUCGAAUUAUCUAUAAAUCCAGAGAAUUGUUUUGGAGUCGCUUAUUUUAUUAUUUUAGUGUCAAUUUACUCUAAAGUGUAGGGAAAAUACGUUUGGACGUUGCAAAUUUAAAAUCAUGUGUAGCUCUACACAAACUACAUUUUAGAUUUACAACGUCGGUUUUCUUUAUAUUGCUAGUUUCACGGAAUGUGUCUUAUUUACGGUAAAAAGUUCUGCGGAUCACCACACUCGUGGACAAAUUACUUAAUUGAAAAUUAGUCUUCUAUGCAUAAUCAUAAUGUAACUUAGUGUAUAGUCAAUUUGUUGCAAUAAUUCGCCUACAAGGCAACAUGCAUAGUUUUAGUAAAUUAUAUGAGCGUACAGAUGGUUUAACACAUUUUAUUUAAAACCACGAUUUUAUAAUAUUUUUGUAUUGUGUAUAAUAUGAGAAAGUUAGAUACUGUUUUUUGAUGGUUUUUAUAAGCCGUUCUAGGCAAAGGACAUCUUCGCAGCCGGUCUCGGAAGAUUCUUUGAGGACUGUAUUCUGUAAAUAUUUCUGAUUUUAAAUAUAAUUGUAAAUUUGUCGCUUAUUGUCUUGUUGUCGGAGUGUGGCGCGCUGUGACUAGUUACUUAAAUUAUGUACUAUUUAAAUAUGCCACGCAUUUUAAUUUCGGGCAAAGAAAUAUUCCUAUUAUGUCACAUAUAUUGUUGACAUACCGCCAUUUGCAAUAAACGAUCACACUUUUUUGAUCCCUCUCAAAA